This is a messenger RNA of Vitis riparia (riverbank grape), 1419 nucleotides long. RefSeq names its product probable aldo-keto reductase 2. The record is from RefSeq and is a predicted model, not a curated record. Gene Ontology annotation, cellular component: cytoplasm. NCBI's taxonomy places the organism in Eukaryota, Viridiplantae, Streptophyta, Magnoliopsida, Vitales, Vitaceae. The transcript has 5 exons. Bases 85 to 1110 code for a protein of 341 amino acids.
CUUGUCGGGACUCGGAGAUAAAUACGGGAAACAGAAAACCCAGACAGCACCACGUUUGGCAAAGAGUGCGUAGUGGUGGGAAGAAUGAGUACGGUGAAGAGAAUCAAGCUGGGCUCACAGGGUCUGGUGGUUUCGGCACAGGGACUAGGAUGCCUGGGCAUGUCCGCCUUCUAUGGCCCUCCAAAGCCAGACGAGGACAUGAUCCCCGUCAUCCAUCAUGCCAUCAACCGUGGCAUCACCUUCCUCGAUACCUCCGACGUGUACGGCCCCUUCAUCAAUGAAAUCCUUCUCGGCAAGGCUCUGAAGGGAGGAAUGCGGGAGAGAGUUGAGCUGGCUACGAAAUUCGGGGUCAUAAUCAAGGACGGAAAGUUUGAGGUGCGUGGGGACCCGGCGUAUGUGAGGGCGGCGUGCGAGGGGAGCUUGAAGAGGCUGGAGGUUGACUGUAUUGAUCUCUAUUACCAGCAUCGCAUCGACACUCGCCUGCCCAUUGAAGUCACGAUGGGAGAACUGAAGAAACUAGUUGAAGAGGGUAAGAUAAAAUACAUAGGUCUGUCUGAGGCCUCUGCUUCAACAAUCAGAAGAGCUCACGCUGUUCAUCCCAUAACAGCUGUGCAGUUGGAGUGGUCCUUGUGGGCACGAGAUGCAGAGGAAGACAUAAUUCCUACUUGCAGAGAACUCGGCAUUGGGAUUGUUGCAUAUAGUCCUCUAGGGCGUGGAUUCCUUUCUUUAGGGGCCAGGGUGGCCGAGAACCUGUCAAAUGAUGACUACAGGAAGACUCUACCACGAUUCCAACCCGAGAAUAUUGAGCAUAACAACAUCCUUUUUGAGCGGGUUAAGGAAAUUGCAACAAGGAAGGGAUGCACUACAUCACAGCUAGCUCUGGCCUGGGUCCAUCACCAGGGGGAUGACGUGUGUCCCAUACCAGGAACUACCAAGAUUGGGAACCUGGACCAGAACAUUGGGGCCUUGUCACUCACACUAACACCAGAGGAAAUGGCUGAACUGGAAUCCAUUGCUUCAGCAGUUGCCAUUAAGGGUGACAGAUUCCAGGGUACCUCACUUACCUGGAAGGCCUCAGAUACUCCACUCCUUGCUUCCUGGAAAGCUUGAAGGACAUUAAUAUAUAAUGAGUGGUUGAUUGUGCUUGUGUUUGUUUGGAGUGUUCAAAAGCUAUGCCGAGUUCCUAAACCUUGCUGCAUCAGAGAGUGUAUUUCUGAUAAAGGAAAUGUAUUUUUCUGAUUUCCAGAAGAUCAGAAUGGUAAAGUUUUAAGCUUAGGAGAUGUUUGAAAGCCAAUUGAAUCUUUAAAAGAAUUGCCAUAAUCUUGUAUUACCGCAGAAAUCUUGUAAGCUGAUACCAGAAGUGGUUGUUCUAUACCUUAUGGACGUUAUGUUAGGUUCUGGGAAAGAAAAAAAUGAACU